Mugil cephalus (flathead mullet) is the source of this 3392-nucleotide messenger RNA. RefSeq names its product radial spoke head component 4A (gene rsph4a). NCBI's taxonomy places the organism in Eukaryota, Metazoa, Chordata, Actinopteri, Mugiliformes, Mugilidae. The coding region runs from base 611 to 2164 and encodes 517 amino acids. The transcript has 7 exons. Gene Ontology annotation, biological process: cilium movement involved in cell motility; axoneme assembly; cilium assembly. The record is from RefSeq and is a predicted model, not a curated record. Gene Ontology annotation, cellular component: axoneme; radial spoke.
GGGCUUUCUAUGUACGGAGGAUUUAGACUUUUUAGGGAUAUAUUUGGACAACCUGGUAAUGGUAAAUUAACAGUAAUCCAGACUUAAAGAACAAAUCCGUGAACUCGUUAGUCAGCUCACUUUGUGACAGUAUGUUUGGAGGCCCUGGGCCAGUAGGAGGCACCCAAGGACUGAUAAACUGUAAACAAAAAAGCUGAAUGACUUGACUGACAAUAGGUAAACUAAACUACAACACAAAUGACAUCACUUUCAGCCCAUUUCUAGUCAAAUAUGCAGUUUUAACAGAAUUUACAUGUCUCAAUACUAGCACACAUAACACAGAAUAUAAUUGAAAGUGUCUUAAAUGUGUCUUAAAAAAAACAAAAUAAACACAGAACAGCGCCAAAAAAAGACGUGGUGGCCAAAAGUAUAUUACACCCUUAAUUCUCGUCGCCAUGGCGCUCCUGCGAGUUUAGCAACGGCCUUUACCGUUGCCAUAGCAACCAGCGGAGUUUGUAAGCUGCCGGAGUUUCUACGUGUAGCAUCGAUUGUGUUUUAAUCGUAUAAUCGCCAUAUGCACAUUGACAAAUACAUGUUCACAUAUAAGUGAAAUAAACGGAUUUCGUGAAAGAUGGACGCUAAUGACGGAAACCAAGACAGCAGUGAACACAGACUGCAGUCGGCCGCUUCUUUCAAGGCUUUCAUGUUGAAAAACAGUACAAAGAGCAACCUGAACCUCUACGACCACCUCACCCAGGUGCUCAUAAAGGUAAUGAAUGAGCGCCCACACAACGUGGUGGAUGUGAUAGAGGAUAUAAGCCACGAUAUAAAGCGGGGUUUACUCCGAGACAUACAGAUCGCCAUGCAAGACAGUCCACAGACUACAACGGCUGAGCUACUGGCUGAACAACAGCGUGCACUGUUUUCACGUUCAGAAGAAGCUGACCAGGAGGAGGAACUGGGUGAAGCAGCUCUUCCUAACGUGAGUGAGAUUGGCUUCUACAUGGAGCAGGCUGGAGUGGGUCUGGGCAGAGAGGAGAUACAGAGGAUCUUUUUCGCACUUAAGCAGCUUGUUGAGUCACAGAUGCUGCCACGCUGCCGACUGUGGGGCAAGAUCCUGGGAACAGAGAGCAGCUACAUUGUUGCUGAAGCUGAGUACAGAGAGGGCGAGGAGGAAGAGCAGAAUUCAGACGAAGCAGCAGAGGAAGAGGAGAGGGUCCCCAGUACUCAGGAAAAUGAGAAUGAGAUCGAUCCAUUACCUCAGUCAGUCUAUAAGCCCCCACCAGUGGUGCAGAAGGAGCCCAUAGGAACAGGUGCUAACAAGUGUGUUUACUAUGUGUGCAAAGAACCUGGCCUUCCCUGGGUAAAACUUCCUCCAGUUACCCCAGCACAGAUUACUGUUGCCCGGCAGAUCCGUAAAUUCUUCACUGGGAGGCUGGAUACACCAGUUGUGAGCUACCCGCCUUUCCCCGGCAAUGAAGCCAACUACUUGAGAGCACAGAUUGCUCGGAUCUCUGCCGGCACACAGGUCAGCCCCCAGGGCUACUACCAAGCUGGAGAGGAAGAAGGCGACGAGGACAAUGAGGCACCCCGGGACAGCUACGAAGUGAAUCCUGAGUUUGAGGGUUUUCCAGUAGCUGAAAUGGCUGAGUCUUUGUCCACGUGGGUGCAUCAUGUUCAACAUAUUCUGCAGCAGGGUCGCUGUACGUGGGUGAACCUGGCCGUGAAACCAGAAGAAGACAAUGAGGAAGCAGAGGCCGAUGAAAAAGAAGAAGAGCCUGAUGAACCCGAGCCAGAGGUUGGACCCCCUCUGCUCACUCCCGUUUCCCAAGAUGCAGAAAUGUUCAACACCCCUUCUUGGAGCUCCAAGCUGUCCUCCCAUCUCACCUCUCAACAUGCAGUAGCUGUGCUGCGUUCUAACCUGUGGCCAGGGGCAUAUGUGUACGCUUGCGGAAAGAAAUUUGAGAACAUAUACGUUGGAUGGGGUCUGAAAUAUGCAGGGGAAGGGUAUAGUCCAGCAUUACCUCCGCUUCCACAGAAGGAAUACCCCAGUGGACCGGAAAUCACAGAGGCCCUGGACCCAUCCGUGAAGGAAGAGCAGUUGAGAGAAGAUUUAGAGGAGGAGAAAGCCGCACAGGAGGAGAUGGACGAGUCAGAUGAAGACGAGGAGGAAGAUGAUGAGUGACAUUGUAAAAUAAAAAUGUAUUUGUUAGUUAGUGAACAAAUAAAUAGAUAUAAUGAGCAAUAUUGGCUGAUUGACUCUCAUGAGACGGUUGUAAAGCCUGUAAAGUCCGACCACUAGUAUAAACAAUAUACCUAAUCCCUGAUCCCUAGAUUGUUUGCUUAGUUGAACUUGCUUGUAGCAUUGAUGGAAACUCAUGCGGGAUCUCUGGGAACAACUUCACCUGGGUUUGGGUUUGUUUUUUUUUUUCUUUUUUUGUACCACUAAAUGUUUGUCACUCGAGUUAGAUUUUGCAUGUUUUUGAACUUGCCUGAACAAGAACUAGUUCCUGGGUGUUUUGGGAGGUAAUUCUGAGGAGGCUUUUGGGCAUGCCUGGAGAAGCAGAGAGGAAACAAGGAAGAACUGGUUGGUUAAAAAUGUCAGUGUUUAUUUAUGAAUUUAGUAGUCCUAUGGAUGGAUUCACAGAGUGGUGGUGAUGGCAGCUGUUUAACACCAUUAUGUCACAUCCUGUUUUUAUAGGGUCAAAUAACCAACUAAAAUGGACAUUUCAGCAUGCAUCAGCAUUAUAUUAGCUACAUGAAAUGACAGAAAACAUCCUUGAAAACGACAGACGUGUAUUUUAGUGUUGUAGUUUGGUCCAAGUCCCACCCACUAACAUAUUGUGGGUGGGUGGGAUGGCAACUUGCCCGAUAAAGGGUAUAUGGAGAACUGAAAAGGAGUCUAACAGCUAAUUUUUUCGAUGAGAGAACAAACGAGUCUGUGUAAAUGAGGAGGAUAUAUUUACUGACAUGCAUCCAUGUCCACUGACAGUUAAAAUCUAGACAAAACCUUAAAAGUACGCGUGAGGCUGAAUAACUUCAUGGGCAUAGGAAACACUGACUACACUGAAAUCCAUUUACUGUACUUCAUGAGGGACGCUGGUCCUGAAGUAAUUACACAUAUCAUGUAUCAAACCUAUUUGUACGUCACACAGAAGGAUGGAAAUGGUCCUUAUUUAUGUGGGAAUUGCUGAGCUUCCAGCUGCUGAAGACUACUGGGCCAUGGAGACCAGGGUCUCCUAAGAGGUUCAGGCAACAUUAUCAGGUCAAAUGUGGUCUGCAGUGUCUGCAGGGUCCACCUCUGCAUGAACACUGAGCGUAACUGCUUCAUUCGGUACCACAGGCAGUGGCCUGAUGUCUUUAUUUGUACAUGUACAAAGUUAUGUUUUGAAAUACAUGUUACUUUAACCUUC